Molecule: messenger RNA, 786 nt
Organism: Zingiber officinale
Lineage: Eukaryota; Viridiplantae; Streptophyta; Magnoliopsida; Zingiberales; Zingiberaceae
Product: early nodulin-like protein 1
Exons: 2
Coding region: 58-606 (182 amino acids)
Cellular component (GO): plasma membrane
Molecular function (GO): electron transfer activity
Source: RefSeq, a predicted model, not a curated record
CAUUCGUGAUAGCCUACAACAUAUCUCAGACUCGAACUAAUUCAAACUUCUUCCUUAAUGGCAAACUCGUCGCUAUGCCUGGUUUUAGCCUCCUCCUUCAUGGUUCUAUCAUUAGCUGCUGGGACACAGUUCAAGGUAGGUGGCUCGGGAAGAUGGAGUGCGCCUGACAACAAUGCCAUGACCUACAAUCAGUGGGCUGAAAAAAAUAGAUUUAAGAUUGGUGAUUCCAUAGUGUUCACGUACCUCCCGGACGAGGACUCUGUUUUGUUAGUUGAUGACGACGUUUACAAGAGCUGCAACACCUCCUCCCACAUAGACCAAUUCAACGACGGCAACACGGUGUUCACCUUCACCCACUCCGGCAACUUCUACUUCGUCAGCGGAGUCAAAGACAACUGCGACAAGAACGAGAAGCUACACGUGGUCGUCUUGGGCGACAGGACGAAUAAGAGUUCGCCGGCGCCCGCUCCUCUGCCUGCUUCGCCUCCGGCGGAAGGAGCCACCGGGGAACCAUCGCCGCCGCCGAAUGCGGCCGCUGCCAAGGUUGUCGGCGUGGUGAGCUCACUGGGGGCUGCUGCGAUCGCAGCUCUUUCGUUCACUUUUUGAGAUUUGCUGUUGACUAUAGACGUCUUGCGUGGUGUGCGGUGUGUUACGUUUGAUGAGAUUGACUUAUUCGAUUGCUGAAGCUUGAGUUGAUUGAAUAAUUUAAAACAAUGUAAAUUAUGAUUGGUUUGAAUCUUGUUAUCAUCAUCAUUAUUAUUAAAUACUCUUUCUUUUUAACUCCAA